This is a messenger RNA of Phytophthora infestans T30-4, 375 nucleotides long. RefSeq lists its product as uncharacterized. The transcript is spliced from 2 exons. Lineage: Eukaryota; Oomycota; Peronosporomycetes; Peronosporales; Peronosporaceae. The coding region runs from base 1 to 375 and encodes 124 amino acids. The record is from RefSeq and is a predicted model, not a curated record.
AUGGCAGCAGAAAUGUUUCUUAGUCAGUCAUCCAAUGAGCCAAACGUCCAGAGCGAGGCGGGUUUUUCUUCCAGUCAACGUUCCGGCCGACAAGGCCAAACUGCUGGCAAAGAGAAAACUCGUGCUUCUUCAAAGAAGCGGACGACGAAGGCAACUUGGCGUGAGCAGUGCCGCAUUAACCAGGCGAGGUACAGGAAUCGACAGCGCCAGCGCGAGGAAAGCCUUACCGAACGCGUUCGUCAGCUACAAGAACAAGUCGAAGAUUUGAGGCUCGGACUCAAAUUGCGCGUCAUUGCUAAGCGCCAACCGGCAAAUACAAAUCUUUGGCUCGUGGCGACCGAGUUCUUCCGCAUCCUUUCUAAGUGCUACGAGUAG